UUUCAGCCAACAGUUCUUCCCUACCAAAAUUUCAAAGAUGAAGAAGACGCACAAAUCUUAAAAGAUGCCAUGGACGGCCUGGGAACAAAUGAGGAAGCAAUCAUACAAAUAUUGAGCAAGAGAACAAAUGAACAAAGGAGAAUGAUAGCAAAUACCUACAAAACCAUGUUUGGCGAGGAUUUAAUAGAUGAUCUGAAAAGUGAGCUUGGUGGACACUUCGAAGAUGUGAUAAUGGCUCUAUUAGAAGAACCCGUAGAGUAUCAAGUCAAAGAACUCCGCAAUGCAAUAAGUGGAAUGGGGACAGAUGACUGCACCAUAGUUGAAAUCCUUUCGGUCCAUAACAACGAAGAAGUAUUACAAAUCGCUAACAGAUAUCAAGAGAGUAAGUGA
Molecule: messenger RNA, 390 nt
Organism: Leptinotarsa decemlineata (Colorado potato beetle)
Lineage: Eukaryota; Metazoa; Arthropoda; Insecta; Coleoptera; Chrysomelidae
Product: annexin B9
Biological process (GO): endosome transport via multivesicular body sorting pathway
Cellular component (GO): plasma membrane; nucleus; vesicle membrane
Molecular function (GO): calcium ion binding; calcium-dependent phospholipid binding; phosphatidylserine binding
Source: RefSeq, a predicted model, not a curated record